This is a messenger RNA of Pocillopora damicornis (cauliflower coral), 6244 nucleotides long. RefSeq names its product tight junction protein ZO-1. Gene Ontology annotation, molecular function: cell adhesion molecule binding. NCBI's taxonomy places the organism in Eukaryota, Metazoa, Cnidaria, Anthozoa, Scleractinia, Pocilloporidae. Gene Ontology annotation, cellular component: plasma membrane; bicellular tight junction. Gene Ontology annotation, biological process: protein localization to cell-cell junction; regulation of apoptotic process; cell-cell junction organization. The record is from RefSeq and is a predicted model, not a curated record.
AAUAUUUAGAUGAAAUACCCCGUAACAGAGACCCGAAAUUUGCGCAUAUUUUUUCAUUGUCAUGAAUUGAAUCAGCGGGGUACAUUGCUCUUUUCUCGCCUCUGAUUGGUUAAGGAACAAAGCCAACAAUUAAUUCUGGCCUGAUUGACAGGGAGGCACUAGGAAACGACGCCGAACGAAGCGAACUACGAAUGCUAAGAUGGCUGCGGCGUUAAAGCCAUACCAAAGUGCUUUGCUUGAAAAUCGAGACCUUAUUCUGAGAGACGUUCGAACUAACGAAGUUUGUCCGCUGUUGUAUGUGAGUGGUGUGCUGACUCAGAAAGAAAUCGAUGGAAUAAACAUUGGGCGGACCCCUCAAGAACGUACGGAAAGCUUGCUUGACUUACUCCAUUACAAGGGUCCGACUGGAUUUCAAGAGUUGUGUGUGGCAUUAGAAGACUCGCAUCCCCACUUGGCAGCCAAGUUAAGGGCCAAGAAUCCACAAAUCGAGGUUUUAGAGGGCAAACCAAGGGACGCCUAUCCAAGAUAUUCUAAUCCUCAGAGAGUUAGAGAUUUUGAGCAGAGAGAAAAUAAUAAUAACGAAUUUUAUCACGGUAAACGCGAGUAUUACACACCCGAAAGAAACUUCAGUCAAGAAGAACAGCCGCGAAAAGAGAUGAGGGGAGAAGAGCAAUUGCAAAGAGGGAGAGAUUAUUCUUACGACAGGGGAAGAGAAGUUUCUCAAUAUAUCACAGAAAAGUACAACGAAGGACGAAACUACGUGGAGAAUGACGCUGGAAGUGAACGGAACUAUCGAAAGUCAGUCGGCGAUGCAAGCCCUUCAGAGCAGUAUGUAUGGGAAAGGCAAACAAUAGUUUUGGAAAAGGCAAAUUCAAAUCAGGGGUUUGGAAUUGCAGUGUCUGGUGGAAAAGACAACCCCCACUUCAAGAGUGGAGACACAUCCAUUGUUGUUUCUGAUAUUGUCCCUGAUAGCCCUGCUGAUGGUCUGCUAAAGGUUAAUGACAUCAUAACACAAGUUAAUGAUAUAAAUGUUGAGAAUGUUUUGCAUUCAACGGCUGUGCAAGCCUUGAAGGACAGUGGCAACUCAGCGCGACUAGCCAUUAAACGACAAAAGCUUGCUCCUGUGAUGACUACUCCCAGAGAAGGAAGUAAGGUUCCACAAACUGUCACACUCGUAAGGGAACAGCAAAAUAAAGGUUAUGGAUUUUCACUUGGGGGAUCCAUGUUCAUCAAAGAAAUUGACAAGAAUGGUAUGGUUGCUAGGCAAGGUGAACUUAAGUCUGGAGACAUCAUCCUGAAGAUAAAUGACCGUAAAUCUGAAGAGAUGAGUUUGCGGGAGGCCAUUGAUAUGGUCCGUCGUUCCAACAAACUGGACCUGUUGGUACUGAAGGAUGACCAGUUACCACCAAGUUACAGCACACACUCUUUGCCAGCAGCAUUUAGACACAAAACUCGAGACAGAGAUCAUGACCUGCCAAAUGGCUAUAAUGAAGAGCCAGAAUUGCCUCCAAGGCACUAUAGUGAGGAUGAUCUCCCAGAGCGACCCCCACCUCCUUUGGAUAAAGACAACCUGCUGUUUUCAGGAUCAAGCUGGAAGAGGCCAGAUACUGGUGAACGAGUCUCGGGGAUAGGUUAUGACAAAGAGGAGGUCUUCAGGGCUGUAGAGAGUUCACAACAGGAAUCAGAACCACAUUUUCCAAAACCUGCUGAAGUGUCAUACACACCAGAUGGUUUAAGUUCUUGGGGAAGGAAUGAAUCUGUGAAUGCGUCAAGAUCAAGUGUCAAUUAUGUUGAGUCUACCUCAAGUUCGCCUCGCAGUGAUCGUAAGGAUGGAGCACAGGACUCUGUAGACCGCAGGAGAUAUAGAGGGGAUGCGCGACUUGUGGCAUUCCGUAAGAGUGGCAGUCUUGGUAUCCAAGUAUCAGGUGGAAAUAAAACUGGUAUUUUUGUUGCUGCUGUGAAGGAAGGAAGCCCAGCUUACAAUGAAGGAUUAAGGAAGGGUGAUCAAGUAUUAAUGGCCAAUGACAUAGAUUUCAAGGACAUCACAAGAGAAGAGGCUGUUUUGAUUUUGUUGUCUCUUGGAGAUGAAGUGAACCUUCUGUGCAAGUAUAGAAGACAAACUUUUGACAAGAUCAGCAAAGAAUCUGGAGAUUCAUUUUACAUCAAAGUUCACUUUGACUAUGAGCAGAUGAAGGAACAGGAGUUCUCUUUCCAAAGGGAGGAUGUGUUCCACAUAUGGGAUACCAUGCAUGAUGGGGUGAUUGGAGCAUGGCGUGCACAGGUUGUAACAAAGACUGGUCUGGAAACUGAGAUUGGAAUUCUUCCCAAUAAAUCCAGAGCUGAGCAGCUGGCUCAAGUUCAACAAAAAGUCGAACAAAUGACUCCGAGGAAGGGUGAUAAUUAUGGCAGCUUGAAGAGGAGCAACUCUAGAGGUGGCACACUAAAGAAAUACAAGUUUGUGUCUUCUGAUCAUCUGGAUGAGGAAUCAUUCACGACCACUGCACUGGAAAACAAACUGCCAGCAUAUGAACGUGUUGCUCUCAGAAAACCUGGUUUUGUCAGGCCAGUGGUGUUACUUGGGCCGAUUGCCGACAUUACAAGAGACAAGCUUCUUCAAGACAUGCCAGAUGUAUUUGCCAUUCCAACUGCCUUCCGUGGUCUACAGCCAGCAGGCAGAAGCCCCAUGCGUUCAUCCCGACGUUCAUUGAGUUACGUUACUAUCAAGGCUGUAAUUGACAGCGGCAAGCAUUGUCUUUUGGACAUUACUCCCGAAGAAGUGGAAAGGCUAAACUUCGCUCAGUUGUAUCCCAUUGUGAUCUUUCUGAGACCACCCAACAAACAAAUGGUCAAGGAAAUGAGAAGCCAACAUGGCGUGGGAGAUCAGUCUGCAAAAAUGAUUAAGAAACUACACGAUAACUCACUGAAACUGGAGCAGUUUUAUAGCAACAUGUUUACAGCUGUUAUUCCAGCGGGUUCCAUGGACAACUGGUAUUCACGAGUCAAAGAGGAAAUCACAAAACAGCAAGAAGAUCCAGUUUGGAUGUCAGAAGACAAGUUCGAUGAACAGGAAGAGAUCGAAUUCCGCAUGCCCAGCCGCUUCUCACAGUCCUACGAUUAUGAUUCCACGUUAGACUCACCAACUGUCCGCUCGUCCGUCUCGACCCAGCCUGUCGAUGAAGACAUCAUGCAUGCUGAACCCUCCAUGGAGGUCAAUUCCGAGCCACCUCGGGUCCGUCCUGCAUACUCUGAUCCGCACCUUCGGUAUGAGGAUCCUGAUUAUCAAGAAGAUUUCCAUCCAAGGCAACGCUAUGUGGAGGAUGACUUCCGUAAUGGCACGCAUGGUUUUAACGAAGACACUUUGGAGAGACAAAGACCAGGUUAUAAGAGGCCUUCUGGAAACGUCGUGAAGUUACUUCCUUCUCGUGAGAACCCAGUUGAGCUAAGACAGUCACUCAAGAAGACCCGAAUGCCCGAUGGCUUCGAUCGGUCCGAAGCGGACGCCGAAGAAUUGCGAAUGAAGCGUGAAAGUCUUCGUAAAGUCGAAGGUGAUUCCGACCUUCUCAAAGAGUACGACGCACGCGUAGGAGUCCCGGUGUCUAAGCUCUGGGCAAUUGAUAACGAGUCGAGUCAGCGUCGAGAGCAAAUCGAUCGCAUCCGAGAACCACCGAUCGAAGUACAGGAGAAAAAGAAAGAAGUGGAGGCAGAUCUUGAAAAGCGUUUGGAAGAUUUAGAGUCAGCCUUAAUACCUCAGCGACGGCGCUCUGUCGAGGAACGCAAACCUCGUCCAUUCUCGGAGUCGUACGACAGAAAACCUCGUAACCUUGUGGUGGAUUAUUCAAAUCCAGAUAAGAAGGAGACAGCACAUUCUAGCUAUUAUCCAACGCGUUCUUACCCCACCGUUACGCGUUUUGAUCGCGAUAAACCUGCGGAGUCUGAAAUCCGCGCGAACGUCUCGAAUUAUCGAGUGGAAAGUGCACCGCAGACUGAGUUCCCUAUGAAUUCUGAGAACAGAACGGGAAGUCUAUCUCGAGAACCUCGUUACAGAGCCGAAGUGACGAUUCCGACCCGAACGGCGCCCAAGUUUGACGCGGGGAGACCCGAACGCCCCCGAUCGGCGUAUUCAGCUUACGCUCCUAAACCUUUCAAUGCCGGGAACAAUGACAGGCCUUCUUCGGGUGAUCGGCCUUUUUCUCGUGACCCACCCACAAGCAGACCCUCGGAUGGGCCUCGCAUAGGAGACCCUGUGACGUACAAUUUUCGCCUCUCGGGAUCUCCUCGUUUUUCCCGACCAGAGCGCGAGCCAGACCCGAGACCGACGACGUACAGAACAGAGUACAGGCACAAGGUCACGUCAGACCUUGACAACAUGGAUCACGAAGGACAGAACGUUGUGACAAGUGAUUUUGAAUCCCUGGAUGAAGACACACAAGUCGUUGCUACUGCUAGGGGCAAGUUCACUUCUCAGGGGGGUGUCCUAUCUUCCCCGGAGUCCGGGGUUAGCAUUGUCAUACCUGAAGGUGCUAUCCCACCGGGUGUGGAACAGGAAAUCUACUUCAAAGUCUGUAAAGACAACAACUUUAUGCCUCCAUUAGAUUCUGAUCGAGGAGAAACUCUUCUGAGUCCAUUAGUGAUGUGUGGCCCUCAUGGCACUCAGUUCCUCAAACCUGUGGAGCUCCGUCUGCCGCACUGUGCCUCCAUGACCCCUGAUGGAUGGUCAUUUGCCCUCAAGUCCAGUGACACGCCCACAGGUCAGCCAUCUGAAUGGAAGAACGUUUCUCUUCAAGGUCGGGAUUCCCGAGGAGACCAGUGCCAAGUAGAUUCCAACUCGGUUUCAGUCCUUGUGGAUCAUUUCUCAGCAUUUAGCCUGGUGGGCAGAUCUCGCCCUCACACGCGAGGCAAGGCUACCAAGCGCAUGUUGGCGGCAGUGUUCGCCCCUCCCCCAAGGGUGAAUGAUGACUGGGCUUUGAAUGUGGUAUUGCUAGAUGACACGGAAGCAGCGUUUAAGGAUGUAUGCAACUCUGAGGCAGAGCUUGGCCGAUUUCCAUUUUCUCCGUUCAAACCUGUUCUAGUGCACGGAGACGCUAGUGAUGUCAGAGUACAGCUGAGAGACCUCAACAACAACUGGGUGGCUCGAUCAAGCUGCAAGAAGUACAUAGAAUUCCAUGAUUCCUGGGAGGCUUAUCGUCAUGCUCCGUGUGUAGAGUUCUUGAUCCGUGACCGAAACUUCAGCCCAAGUAGCAAUGUGUGUGUGGUGGAUGUGUUCCAAGAGGGUCACGAAGGCGAAACUGCCGCUGUCAGUGUCUCUACCAGGCCUCGCAAGGUACUCCGUUAGAAAAAAAAUUGGAGGACAAAAAGUUCAGUAUCUCAUUUAAAGACGAUGUAAAGUCAAAAAAGUCUAUCUACUUGUGCCAAAUUGGACGAAUCUGACACCGUACAAGUGUCGCGCAUAAGAUAUUUUUCUAGAAAGAUGAGCAAUUUUUGGCUAAGCACGCUUAGUGAGAUACUACACAACACCCACCAAAUGCAUCGGGGUUGUCUGCCAAUCAUUUAUCUGUCAACUGCUUUUCACUGAUUUCCUAGCUUUUAGACCUUUUGCUUUUAGAUCUUAUCCUCUUUAACAGAAAACAUCCUUAAAGGGUAACUUUUUGAAGGAGCCAAUCGUGCAAAGACGACAAUUUCUAGUAAAUUUUUUAGGUGAAUUUGCAAAUCUAUGCAGUGAUACGAUCGUCGGAAUAAAUGUAUUAAAUAGAAUUGUAGCUUGAAAUGAUUUUUUUUUAAGUUUUAACUUGGUGAGAUGAUCUCGCGCGGGAUAACUUUAAUUGAACAAUGAAAUAUUUUAAUGGAAUCGUACAUUAGAGAGUGAUUGUGUUGUAGUGUAACGAAAUCGUGUAAUUUUAGGACAAUAAUUAGUUUUUAUCGCAGUACCGAAUUUCCAGCAUUGGUCAAUUGUAUCUUUCUUACUAUGUAAUCUCAGAAACUUGCACGAGAACACGUAGUUAGGUCUUAAAGACUAAGAGUUAAGAACAACGAAACUUAUCAGGUUGUCAACCAGACCUAUAGUCUGUGAUGUCAAUUUUUAUUCUUGACGGGGAUUAUAUUAUGAACCAGGUUUUGUUAGAAUUUGAACUAAUGCGUAAACAUUUAUAUGAAGGCAAUCACGGAAACUUCACUGGUAGUUUUUAAUCUAAAAGUCCGGUUGUUAAUCAGACCACCACGCUGUAUCAAUAAACUUCGUACACUUUUA